CCCAUUAUAAAUAGAUCCACAACUUUCACAUACUUUCAGUACACUUACUAAAUUAAUAAUCCUUCCUACAUUUAGAACCAACUUUUUUGUUUUCUUUAUCAAAAAUGGCAAGUCAGGAUAUCUCAAGCAAGGCUAGCGAAAUCAGCAGAGAUGUUCAGGUAAAAGCAGAUGAGGCAAUGAAGGGUGCAUCACGCGCAGCCCAAACUGUGUCGGACAAAACAUCAACAGCAGCCCAAACUGCGGCCAAUAACACACAAACUGCUGCUCAAUCCACCAAAGACUCUGCUGCCUCUGCUAUAGGCGUCAAACAUGAAUCUCCUGGCUUCUUACAACAGACUGGAGAUCAAAUUUCGAGCAUGGCUCAAGGAGCAACCAAUGCAGUGAAGAACACUCUUGGAAUGGGAGAUGGCAAAUAAACUAAUUAAUCAAGUGUCUUGGCCUUGCCUAGCUAUAGCAGCUAGGAGGAAAGGAAGGAAGGCUUUAUUAUUUGUUGCAUGAUCAAUUUCCUUUUUAUUAAUAUGCAUGUGUUGUUUAAAAGAAUUUGCUUUUUAUUAUUGGUAUGUAUUUGACUGUUUGGUUUAAUUUCCAAGUGCAUGCGCCUAUAUUUGCCUAA
Molecule: messenger RNA, 613 nt
Organism: Cannabis sativa
Lineage: Eukaryota; Viridiplantae; Streptophyta; Magnoliopsida; Rosales; Cannabaceae
Product: late embryogenesis abundant protein 2
Exons: 3
Coding region: 105-416 (103 amino acids)
Source: RefSeq, a predicted model, not a curated record